CUUGUUAUCAGAGACUGGCUGCAGCCGCCGAAGGAAGGAGCAGCGCAGGGAGUCGCCGCCGCCGGCAGGGAAGCGUCUCGCUCGGCUUGGCAGGACUUCAUAUGAUGAAUCUUUUAUUAUGGCCAACGACACCCUGGAAGGUUUUCACGAAGUGAAUCUAGCUUCGCCCACCACUCCAGAUCUUCUAGGAGUGUAUGAAUCCAGUGCUUCUGAACAAACUACCUCACCCACGGUCAUCUACCGGCUUCAUGCCUCAGCUGUGUGCUCCACGCCAAUUCCGAGUGCCCUGAGCGUCUCUGAUCUUCCUACACAACCCGUCUAUUCAUCUCCUAGGCACCUCAAUUGUGCAGAAGCAUCAGGUAUCAGCAUCAAUGUUACAGAAACCAUUCCUUGUUCUACCUCGGGACUCCAAGGUGCGUCGUCCAAAUAUGAUAAUUCCAGAAAGGCAAGCAGCAAUGCCGAGAGAGAAUUUUUGCAAGGAGCAACCAUAACAGACUCCUCUGAAGGAAGUGAUGAUGUUUUGGGACUGAGCACAGAUAGUCUGUCUCGCCUACGGAGCCCAUCGGUUUUGGAAGUCAGAGAAAAGGGCUAUGAAAGAUUAAAAGAGGAACUUGCUAAAGCUCAGAGGGAGCUGAAACUGAAAGAUGAAGAAUGCGAGAGGCUUUCUAAAGUGCGCGACCAACUCGGACAGGAAUUGGAAGAACUUACUGCCAGCCUCUUUGAGGAAGCACACAAAAUGGUGAGGGAAGCGAACAUAAAGCAGGCGACAGCUGAAAAACAACUGAAAGAAGCACAAGGAAAAAUUGAUGUCCUUCAGGCUGAAGUGGCAGCCCUGAAAACGUUAGUGCUGUCCACUUCGCCGACGUCGCCCACCAAAGAGCUACAAUCUAGCGGAAAGACACCCUUCAAAAAAGGCCAUGCGAGGAACAAAAGUACGAGCAGUGCGAUGGGGGUCAGCAACCAGGAUGUCGCCAUGAUGCAGCCAAUUGUGAAAGACUGCAAAGAGGCCGACUUAGCUCUGUAUAACGAAUUCAGAUCCUGGAAGGAUGAUCCCACUAUGGACAGGGCAUGCCCUUUCCUGGAUAAAAUCUAUCAGGAAGAUAUCUUUCCGUGCUUGACCUUCUCAAAAAGUGAGCUGGCAUCCGCCGUCUUGGAAGCUGUGGAAAACAAUACCUUAAGCAUUGAACCAGUUGGCUUGCAACCUGUUCGAUUUGUGAAAGCUUCUGCGGUUGAAUGUGGAGGACCAAAGAAAUGUGCUCUCAGUGGACAAAGUAAAACGUGCAAGCAUAGAAUCAAGUUGGGGGACUCAAGCAACUAUUACUAUAUUUCUCCUUUCUGUAGAUAUAGGAUUACAUCUGUAUGUAACUUCUUCACAUACAUUCGGUAUAUACAACAGGGGCUUGUGAAGCAGCAAGAUGUGGAUCAGAUGUUUUGGGAGGUUAUGCAGCUGAGGAAAGAGAUGUCACUGGCAAAACUCGGAUAUUACAAGGAAGAGCUGUAACUGCUACACUUCCGGUGCUUGCAUGCACUUCCAUAAAUGUACAUAUCUUCAGAGUGGUUCAAAAUCCUUGUCACGACCUUGAUAUUUAUUUUGAAAAGGGUCCAAGGCUUCUCGUUCUGUGCAGAUUGCACUACAUGCUCUUGGGAGUUCAGCAAGAUUAUUUUAUUUAAGGAUGGACAUGACUGUUUCGUUUGAAACGAAGGCAAGAGGAUUUUCAGGUGUACUAUAGCGAUUGUAACUUUAACAGUUGAGAAACGCAGGUUUGAUGCUGUUCAAAUAUUGUGUUCAUUUUUUGUGUUCUGGAGAGUUUAUAAUGUAGGAUUUCAACUUAAUAAAAGUUAACUCAAAUUUGA
This is a messenger RNA of Lacerta agilis (Sand lizard), 1854 nucleotides long. It is a transcript of the gene RAB3IP, whose product is annotated as RAB3A interacting protein. Gene Ontology annotation, biological process: exocytosis. The transcript is spliced from 11 exons. Bases 119 to 1501 code for a protein of 460 amino acids. The record is from RefSeq and is a predicted model, not a curated record. NCBI's taxonomy places the organism in Eukaryota, Metazoa, Chordata, Lepidosauria, Squamata, Lacertidae. Gene Ontology annotation, molecular function: guanyl-nucleotide exchange factor activity. Gene Ontology annotation, cellular component: Golgi to plasma membrane transport vesicle.